Molecule: messenger RNA, 4120 nt
Organism: Penaeus monodon (black tiger shrimp)
Lineage: Eukaryota; Metazoa; Arthropoda; Malacostraca; Decapoda; Penaeidae
Product: probable cation-transporting ATPase 13A3
Biological process (GO): intracellular calcium ion homeostasis
Cellular component (GO): membrane
Molecular function (GO): ATP binding; P-type ion transporter activity; ATPase-coupled monoatomic cation transmembrane transporter activity
Source: RefSeq, a predicted model, not a curated record
ACGGCCUAUCAGCUGUUACGCUCAGCUGUUUCAGUUGUGUCAAAGGCAGUCAAUGUAACAGUGCGCGUCCUGAGUCCUCUUGUAUUUUCUCGUGUCAGCUGUCUGUCUUAGUCGCGGAGGUCAUGUCUUGCUACAAGAUUUAAGAUGCUGGUGAUAUCCCUCUAUUGGAUGAUGCAGAGAUGACACAUAGGAAAUUGGAUGUGAGAUCUUCAUUGGCAGGAAUGGCAUACGACCGGCUAGGGGAGGACACAGGUGCCGAGGGCGUUAAACUUCCAUACCACCAGCAGGUUCUCAAGCUGGGGAGUGAUGAGGAACUAACGCUCUUUGGUUACUGUCGUUCUUCCUGCAAGACUUUUGCCUUCUACCUCGUCACACUUAUAACCUUAGGUAUUCCCUUCCUCAUUGUCUAUUGGAAGCCAGAAUGGGGUGUCUACAUGAAGAGGCGGAGGUGCUCACUUAUGGAGGCUGAUAUGCUAAUCAUUAAGGACAUGGAUGGACAAAUUUAUGUUUCAUCAGUUGAUUCAGAAAUGGUGGAGGCUGGCUUCCCCUCCAAAUAUGUCAUUUCCUCACACCUCACAAAUGGGGCUUCCAAUGGAGUUCACAAUGGAGCUUCAGAUUCCACACAUCUCACACAGCCAAGACACAGAAUUAUAAGAUAUUUUAUCUUUCAACAUAUCAAGUACAUGUGGAUCCCAGGCAAACUCUCCUUUGAGAGACUCUAUGGCUGUGAUAGUAACACAACGAUAAGCUCACUACUUAAUGACUUCAGGGGAUAUACUGUUGAGGAACAAAUGCUAAGGCAGCAACUAUAUGGUCGUAAUGCCAUCAGUGUCGAGGUCAAAUCAUACUUCUACCUCCUGGUAACAGAAGUCCUGAAUCCUUUCUACAUCUUCCAAAUUGCCUCCAUCGUCCUGUGGUCCUUUGACAAUUACGUCCUCUAUGCCACUUGUAUUUUCCUUGUUUCAUGCCUUUCUGUUGCUGUUUCGCUUUAUGAGACUCGCAAGCAAAGUCAGUCACUUCAUGAUAUGGUUGAGGCAUCAAAUGCUAAUACUGCGACAGUGCUUAGAUCCACGAUAGAGAAAACCACUGUUGAAGUAGAGAUCAACACAACAGACUUGGUUCCUGGUGAUGUGUUGGUCAUUCCUGGAACAGGCUGUCUCAUGGCUUGUGAUGCUGUGCUCAUCUCUGGUAAUGCAAUUGUCAAUGAGAGCAUGCUGACAGGUGAGAGUGUCCCAGUGACCAAGACACCUGUGACAACAUCUGAAGGGAACGAGACCUACUCAGCGGAGAAGCACAAACGACACACCUUGUUCUGUGGGACAGCUGUCAUCCAAACCAGAUACUAUGGCAAUGCACAGGUUUUAGCUGUGGUUGUGCGGACAGGAUUCAGCACAGCAAAAGGGGAGUUGGUGCGUUCCAUACUCUACCCACGGCCUCUGGAUUUCAAGUUCUACAAGGACUCCAUGAAGUUCAUUCUCUUUAUGUUUGGAAUUGCUUCUCUUGGCAUGUCUUAUUCAAUCUAUAUUUACAUUAUGCACAAGGAAACCAUUUUGAAGACUGUGGUUCGUACUUUGGACAUUGUGACCAUUGUUGUACCCCCGGCUCUCCCUGCGGCUAUGACAGUUGGAACAUACUAUGCUCAGAGUAGAUUGAAGAAAAGAGGGAUAUUUUGCAUAUCGCCUCCAAGGAUUAAUGUCUCAGGGAAACUCAAACUGGUCUGCUUUGAAAAGACGGGAACCUUAACUGAGGAUGGGCUUGAGGUCUGGGGUGUGGUUGAAGCGAAAGGGGAACAUUUGAGCACCCCGGUUAUGGAUGUGUCUGCGCUUGAUCACACCUCGCAGCUGGUGGCGUGCCUUGCAACAUGCCACUCCCUCACCUAUGUCCACGGGGAGCUCACUGGUGACCCCCUGGAUGUGAAGAUGUUUGAGGCGACGAAAUGGGAGCUGGAGGAACCUGAGGAAGAUGACACCCAGCGAUUCGAUAACCUCAUUCCCACUCUUGUUCGACCCCCCAAGUGUCCAGGUUGCACCAACACUCCACUCACUGAAUCUGAAGUCACUGCUUCUGCGUGUUGUGAGACCACCUGCACCUCUGUCGUUCCGCACACUGCUGUUAGCGAUGGGUGUGGCACUAAUUUUGUACCUCAAGGUGUCAGCUUGAUAGAACAGACAUUGGAGGAGGCAGCACCUGGCAGUGCCAACUUCGACCAGGUCACACCAACCGUGGUGAAGCCAAGUAAACGUGAAGUGUAUGUUGAUCCCCCAGACAUCACCAAUGUGGCUGAAACGCCAUUCCAGGUGCCUUAUGAACUUGGCAUUGUCCGCCAGUUCCCCUUCAGCAGCAACACACAAAGGAUGUCCGUACUAGUGAGAGUCCUUGGCCGUCCCUACAUGGAUCUGUAUGCCAAAGGAGCUCCUGAAGUUAUUCAGAGUCUCUGCCAUCCUGAGUCAUUACCUGAAGAUCUGGGCCCCAUCUUGACUCAGUACACAAUACAAGGAUUCCGUGUCAUAGCGCUGGCCCAUCGCACCCUAGAGACAAAGUUAUCCUGGCAUGCGGCGCAACGGAUACCAAGGGACCAAGUUGAGUGUGAUCUGAAUUUUGUAGGCUUGCUUAUCCUACAAAACAUGCUGAAGCCUGAAACUGCUCCAGUUAUUCGUCAACUGAAGGCUGCAAAUAUUCGCACAGUGAUGGUCACAGGAGACAACAUUUUGACGGGGAUCAGUGUAGCACGCGAUUGUGGCAUGGUGGGAGAAGCGGACCACGUCUUGUUGGCCAAAGUCACUGCCCCCAGUCCGGAGCACCCUGCCUCUCUCACCUUUGAACCUGCUGACACACCAGAUAUUCUGGUGCAAUACUCGGAUGACGUGGACAAUAAGUACACUUGCAUGAAUGUGGGAGAUGGUGCCCCCAAGUACCACUUAGCUGUGACAGGAAAAGCCUGGGCAUUGUUGUGCCAGUAUUUCCCUGACCUUGUUCCUAGAAUUGUUGCAAAGGGGACAGUGUUUGCAAGGAUGUCACCUGAUCAGAAAGCUCAGCUUGUGGAGGAGUUGCAAGCAAUCGACUACAUUGUGGGCAUGUGUGGAGAUGGUGCUAAUGAUUGUGGGGCUCUAAAAACAGCACACGUAGGAAUCUCACUCUCAGAAGCUGAAGCAAGUGUGGCUGCUCCCUUUACCUCCCACACAGACAACAUCCAGUGUGUGCCUCAAGUAAUAUGUGAAGGGAGAUGUGCCCUUACGACUAAUUUCUCUGUCUUCAAAUACAUGGCACUCUAUAGCAUCAUCCAGUUUGUUUCGGUUCUUAUUCUGUAUACUGCAUACAGCAAUCUGACUGAUCCUCAGUUUCUCUACAUAGAUCUCUUCAUUGUAACUGUUAUUGCUGUGUUUAUGGGAUAUACAGGAGCCCGGCAUGAGCUAGUGGCACACAAACCCCUUGGAAAUCUGCUUGGAGCUGUGAACAUGUUCUCAGUUUUGUCGCAGAUAGCACUGGUUAUCCUUACACAGGUCAUUGCAUAUCUUUACCUUCUGCAGCAACCCUGGUUUGAGCCAAACAAGCCAACGCCAGGAGAUGAAGAGGACAACACUGUGAGCUGGGAGACGGGAACCAUUUUUUAUGUGUCGGCCUUCCAGUACCUGACCCUUUGUAUUACUUACUCGCCUGGCCACCCUUUUAGGCAACCCAUUUAUACCAACUUCUGGCUCACGGUGUCUCUGGUCUCAUUGACGGUCAUUACCCUGAUGAUGCUCCUCUGCCCUUGGUCUUGGCUGAUGCAACUCAUGAGGAUUAAAUACGAUCCUGAGAACAACCUUAUGAUGUUCCGUGUGGCGCUGCUGCUCGUGAUUGCACUGCACUUUGUGGUUUCUCUGUCAACUGAGCAUUUCAUUGCAAGAAGCCGCUUCCUGAAGAAGUGUUUCCAGUGGAUAACCUGUAAGCGAGAACCCAAAAACAAAUACAAGAUUGUCCUUCGUGAUAUGAAUGAAGACUUAAGCUGGCCUCCUAUUGGGACACCAAUAUAUACUACACUUCAUACAUAAUACUGUGUAGAAGAUAUGAUAUAUAUUUGUAUAUUUUAUGUUUUAGAAAUUGAUUGGUUGGAAUUUUUUACACACACAAAAAAAUCAGG